This is a messenger RNA of Epithele typhae, 831 nucleotides long. RefSeq lists its product as uncharacterized. Bases 1 to 831 code for a protein of 276 amino acids. Lineage: Eukaryota; Fungi; Basidiomycota; Agaricomycetes; Polyporales; Epitheliaceae. The transcript has 2 exons. The record is from RefSeq and is a predicted model, not a curated record. Gene Ontology annotation, cellular component: ciliary basal body; motile cilium. Gene Ontology annotation, biological process: cilium assembly; positive regulation of cell motility; regulation of cilium beat frequency involved in ciliary motility.
AUGUUCUCCUUAGCCGUCCAGCCCGCUCUCGUCUCCCUGUUCUCCUCGACGGGCAGCGACCCACUCAGCCUCUUCGCCUCGCGCGCAGACAAGGCAUUACCAUCCGAUUCCUUCAUCUGCCUCCUCAACGAUGCAACCUCCGCGCCGGCGCCCGCUCUGCCUCGAGCGCUGAUCGUUGCAAGUGAGCCAGAAAAGAACGCAGAGCAAUCCUCACCGGACUACACCCUCGACCAAACCGUCCUUCACAUCCAGUCGCCAACACUGCGCACGACAUUCAUCAGAUGCCCCCCAGAUCGCGUCUCAUCCGGCUCGAGCGGCAGGGCGCAUACAAGCAGCCAUCUCGGGUUGAAGCAUCCCUGGAUCCACCUACAAGUGCGCAACAUGGGCAGGGAGUGGGCAUUCGAGGUCGGACUUGUCGACCAGCUUGGCAGGGAAGGCAUCGUCAGAUGCGCCACGUUCCAGAAGCAGCCGAGGCUCAAAUUAGCGAGCCCUCCGCUGCUACUUCUGCCGCUCGAGUUCCCGCCACCUUCCAGCCGCCCUUUGACUUCGUGGACGACGAUUUCCCUCAACCUUGCGGCCCGUCUCUCAUCUUUCUCCUCCGCCACUCUCGCCCAAGCAGACGACGACGACGACGACGACGACGACGACGACGAAGGAUCGACGGCGAACGCCCACCAAUACCGCUCCCAAGUCCCCAGUGGUACUUACUCCCACGUCUCGUAUGUCAAAAUCUACGCCACAUGCAGAUUGCGCCGCGUUUGGUUCGGCGAAAGCGGGGGCCAGCAACGACUGCCAUGGGAAUUCCAGCUGUAUGCGGCUGAUGCCCAUUGA